UCUUCAAUAUGAAGUUUUGUUUAAAAACACAAUGGCGGAUCACGAGGAACAGAAAGAAAAUACAAUGUUGACAGACGAAAUUGAACAGCCAGAAGCCGACAACGACGAUGAUCAAGACGAGGAAAUGAACAGUGACGAUAAUGACAAUUCAGAUUCAGAAUCGUCGGCUAGUGACAGUGAGGACAACGAAGGCAUUCAAAACGAAUUGAAAGUGCAAGACCUCGUGCAAAAGAUUGAGGAGAAUCCAUAUAUGUAUGACUCCCAUGUAGAGCUUAUAAAGAUUCUGCGUCAGAUGGGAGAACUUAGUCGUCUGAGGGAUGCCAGAGAGAAGAUGAGUGAACUAUUCCCUUUAACAGAAGAGCUAUGGCUGGAUUGGCUACGGGAUGAGAUACCACUGGCCACGGAAGAAACUGAAAGGAGUAAACUUGAACAGCUGUUUGAGAGGGCAGUCAAAGACUAUCUCUCUGUACAAAUCUGGUUGGAGUAUGUACAAUACUCCAUUGGUGGAAUGGGUCUGAAGGGUGGUGUUGACCGCAUACGUGCCGUUGCAGAACGCGCUCUGACUGCCGCUGGGCUUCACGUUACUAGAGGGGCCUAUCUGUGGGAAGCCUACCGUGAGUUUGAGAAUGCAAUCCUGGCUGGCCUACUGCCCCAGCCAGGUCAAGUUGCCAGUCAGGAACAGGAAAAGGCAUUUAAGGCGCAGCACCAAAGAGUGAACACCUUAUUUAAACGUCAACUAUCCAUUCCACUGUUUGAUAUGAAGGAGACAUACUGUGAAUACAAAGACUGGCUGCAGGAAGAUCUGGACAACUACACAGAGCAGACAUACAAAAAAUCUUGUGUUAGCCUGGAUAAGAUCAAACCUCUGGAGCAAUCUCUGGAAGCUAGCGAGACACCAAGACUUACAGAAUACAAGACUUAUAUUGACUUUGAAUUAAAAGAAGGCAACCCAACCCGGAUACAGUGCAUAUUUGAGAGGGCCAUACAGGAGAACAGUCUCGACUCCGACCUGUGGCUCCAGUAUACUAAAUAUUUGGACGAGAAACUGAAGGUCAAGUCUGUGGCGUUACCUGUAUAUGAGCGGUCAGUACGGAACUGUCCCUGGUGUGGUAAACUUUGGCACAAGUACAUGUUGGCUAUGGAACGCCACCAGGAACCUCACGACAAAAUCAAAGAAUUGAUAGAUAAAGCUCUCCUGUCGGGCUUCAGUAGUGGUGCAGACUACCUGCUGGUGUGGAGUACAUACAUUGACUACCUCCGCCGUAGGAUCAAGUGGGACGAAGAUCAUGAGGAAGCCCUGGAACUGUUUCGUCUGACACUAGUGAAAGCUGUGGAACACUUGGCCGGUUAUGAAGAUGGAGAUCCGUUUGGAACAUUACGGCAGUACUGGGCAAAUAUUGAGGCAAAGUUCUGUAAAAAUGUGGUGAAGGCUCGGGAGUUGUGGAGCGAAAUCAUGACAGAAGGACAUGGCAAUGAGGCGACUAUGUGGCUCGAGUUCUACAAGAUGGAAAGAAUGUAUGGAAACAACAAACAUUGCCGAAGAGUUUUGACAAGGGCACUUAACUCUGUCACUGACUGGCCAGAGAGCAUAGUAGAAGCUUACACUAACUUUGAACGAGAAGAAGGUAGCAUUGAGGAGUAUGAUAUGGCUGUAUCCAAGUGUGAAGCUCAGAUGGCCAGGAUAAUGGAGAGAAGGCAACAGGCAGCUGAGAAAGAGGCAGCUAUUCUGGAGCAAAAGAAACAAAACAAGAGCGAUAAAAAGUUCCAGAAGAAAGGUCAGAAAGGUGCAGAUCAGCAAAGAACCAAUCAGUUUCAAGGAAAACAAAGGGUAGGGGGUGAGCAAAGGUCAGAAGUUCAACCAAAGUCAGCAGAUCAGCAAAAGAUAAAAGUGGAAGAUUCUGAAAAUGAUGGACAGAAGAAAGCAGAGAAAAGAAAAUUAGAAGAAACACAAGAACAGACGGAUGAUUUCAAGGUUCCACCACCACCAGGCUACAAGGGGCUGAAAUCUGGAUCCCAAGGCCCACCACCUGGCUACAAGGGGCCAAAGACUAGUUCUGCAGGACCUCCACCAGGGUUCAAAGGUCAAUCCAACAAUACCUCAGAGUCGCCUGCAAAAAAAGUAAAAUUGGAGACCGGUACUACAGGACAACAUGUUGGGGAGGGUGACUUUGCCACGGACCCUGCCGCACAGAACAGGACAGCCUUCGUCAGUAACCUUGAUUUUUCUAUUGGCGAGGAGAAACUUGGAGAAAUAUUUGCUCAAUGUGGAGAGUUGACAGAUAUUAGAAUUGCAAAGAACUUUAAAGGGAAAUCCAAAGGCUUUGCCUACAUAGAGUUUAAAGAUGAGUUUGGUGCCAUGAAUGCCAUCAAGCUUGACAGGAAACUGGUAGAGAAUCGUCCCAUGUAUGUCUCAAAGUAUGAGGAGAAGGGCAAAAACAAGGCUCAGUUUAGGUAUUCUACCAAUAUGGAGAGGAACAAGCUUUUUGUGAGUGGUCUCCCCUUUACCUGUACUAAGGAUGCUCUGCAUGUCAUGUUUGGGGCGCAUGGCCAGUUGAAAGACGUGAGAAUAGUCACAUACAAGAGUGGAGCCCCCAAGGGACUGGCUUAUGUUGAAUAUAUGGAUGAGCAAGAUGCAGUACAAGCUGUGGUAAAGACAGAUGGAAUGCUCAUCGGCGACCACACCAUCUCCGUCAGCAUCAGCAACCCUCCGAGUCGUAAAACGCCACUGAGUGAGCGUGAGGAUCCAGUGUACACUCCUACACUUGGCUCGGGCAAAAAAGAGACAGAAAUGCGAGGCAAGGCACGGACACAGCUUAUGUUGCUGCCCAGAUCAGUAAAGAAAGCUCCUGUGAGUGGUGGACCAGUGAAGACCUCAACCAAUCAAAACAGUGCUAACAAAACAGAGAGUAAUGGGGAAAAUACAAAUAGUCAGAGUACCUCAAGAAUGAGCAAUGCAGACUUCAGAAAUAUGUUGUUAAAGAAAUGAAAUAACUAGUGGAAUCUAGUCGAAGUGGGACUACUUGAGGGUUUUAGGAAUGACCGGUGGACAUAGAGCUGCCAAAGUGAGAUGACUGGUGGUUGACCACAGUGAAAAUGAAAUGGCCGGUAGCCAUACAAUUGCAGUAAAGACCAUGUUUUGACCACAUCAGAAAUGAGAUGACCGAUAGCUGUACAGCUACAAUGGGCCACAAUUGGUUGACCACAGAAAUGAGAUGACCGAUAGCUGUAAGGCUACAAUGGGCCACAAUUGGUUGACCACAGAAAUGAGAUGGCCGAUAGCUGUACAGCUACAAUGGGCCACAAUUAGUUGACCACAGAAAUGAGAUGGCCGAUAGCUGUACAGCUGCAAUGGGCCACAAUUGGUUGACCACAGAAAUGAGAUGGCCGAUAGCUGUACAGCUACAAUGGGCCACAAUUGGUUGACCACAGAAAUGAGUUGACUGUAGACUGUAUAACUAUAUUGUAUAUUGAGUGAGUGUUGUUUGACCACAGUAGAAAUGAGAUGACUGGUGGUCUUACAGUGAUCGAGUGACCAUUUUCUGACCACAUCAGAAAUUAAUUGACCGGUAAAUGUAUACACAUUCAUGUGAGUGACUAAUCAAAUUCUACUAACAUUUGAGUAGAAAUGACCAACUGUUUUUUGUGUAUACACAAUCACUGCAGGAAAAAGAUGUUUCAGAAAAAAUAAUGUAAUAGUACAAAAGAUUUCAUGGGGAAAAUUCAAAAACAUAAGUACUACCAGAUAUGGAAAAUGUGUGUUGCCAUGGAAAUGGAACGAUGAAAGACAACAUGAAAGGCAAUCUGUUGUUUGAUUUCUUUAAUAUUUCCAAGUUAUGGACAUGCAAGUAUUUAAAGAUAAAUGUAAUGAAUGAUGAGUGUGUCAAUGUCUGAAUGUAUAGUCAGUCUACUUGCUGUAUUGAGCUUGUCUUUACACAGAAGACUAAUCAGACACAUAGAUUGAUAUCUGGCUAUAAACCUAGAGAAAGCUAAAUAUGACUAUCAUACAGUUAUGCAGUAAAAGUAUAGCUUUAAUUUAACAAUAGAUUUUAUUGUCA
This is a messenger RNA of Pecten maximus, 4055 nucleotides long. RefSeq names its product squamous cell carcinoma antigen recognized by T-cells 3-like. The coding region runs from base 32 to 2986 and encodes 984 amino acids. Gene Ontology annotation, molecular function: protein binding; RNA binding. The transcript has 23 exons. NCBI's taxonomy places the organism in Eukaryota, Metazoa, Mollusca, Bivalvia, Pectinida, Pectinidae. Gene Ontology annotation, biological process: RNA processing. The record is from RefSeq and is a predicted model, not a curated record.